UCCUCCCGAUAAUUAAUUCCCUAUCUUGUUUGUUCAUUCAAGCCCUAAUUCGGCGGAGACAGUGAGGGAAAGAACUCAGAAAUGGGAGCGAGUAGCGAUCCGAACCAAGACGGGUCCGACGAACAACAAAGACGGUCCGAGAUCUACACGUACGAGGCGCCAUGGCACAUCUACGCAAUGAACUGGAGCGUUCGCAAGGACAAGAAGUACCGCCUCGCCAUUUCCAGCUUACUCGAGCAGUACCCGAACCGGGUCGAAAUCGUUCAGCUCGACGAUUCCAACGGCGAGAUUCGAUCCGACCCGAAACUCUCAUUCGAGCACCCGUACCCGCCUACUAAAGUCAUCUUCAUACCCGAUAAGGAAUGCCAAAAACCCGAUCUUCUCGCAACCUCGAGCGACUAUCUCCGGAUUUGGCGGGUCGCCUCCGAUAACAGUCGGGUUGAAAUGAAGAGCUUGUUAAAUAAUAACCGUAACAGUGAAUUUUCCGGUCCGUUGACCUCCUUUGACUGGAAUGAAGCUGAGCCGAAGCGAAUUGGUACUUCUAGCAUUGAUACCACGUGUACUAUUUGGGAUAUUGAGAGGGAGACUGUGGAUACUCAGCUUAUUGCUCACGAUAAGGAGGUUUAUGAUAUUGCUUGGGGCGGCGUUGGAGUUUUUGCUUCGGUUUCAGCUGAUGGAUCCGUUAGGGUUUUUGACCUUCGCGAUAAGGAGCAUUCGACGAUCAUUUACGAGAGUUCUGAACCCGAUACGCCACUUGUUCGCCUCGGAUGGAACAAACAGGAUCCUAGGUACAUGGCUACUAUAAUAAUGGACAGUGCUAAGGUUGUCGUUUUGGAUAUUCGUUUCCCUACGCUUCCUGUAGUGGAAUUACAAAGGCAUCAGGCGAGCGUGAAUGCCAUUGCUUGGGCCCCUCACAGCUCUUGCCAUAUUUGCACUGCUGGUGAUGACUCUCAGGCGCUUAUUUGGGACUUGUCUUCAAUGGGCCAGCCUAUUGAAGGUGGAUUGGAUCCAAUUCUGGCUUAUACUGCAGGUGCUGAAAUCGAGCAGCUUCAGUGGUCUUCGUCCCAGCCUGAUUGGGUUGCCAUUGCCUUCUCCAACAAGCUUCAGAUUCUAAGGGUGUGAAUUAGCAUUGGCUCGCUCUUUCAGACAGCUGUGCAAGUAAAAAAAAAAAAUUCCUUUUUGGUAUUUUACUCCCAAAAAGUUGAGGCUUAUUACUGACAGUAGUUAGACCUGAAUAGCUGUGCUUUCGCCUAGAGCUCGAUUAUUGUGGAAGUAACUGGAAUUCAUGUGGUCUGUGAUUCAGUUCGUCCACAUUAAUGUGGUUGGUCUGCAACUUCUGUAGUUUGUAUUCUGUUUAUUGAAAACAUCAGUUGGAUUAAUUAAUCAUAUGUGUUUUGAUGUUCCUAGGA
Molecule: messenger RNA, 1409 nt
Organism: Nicotiana attenuata
Lineage: Eukaryota; Viridiplantae; Streptophyta; Magnoliopsida; Solanales; Solanaceae
Product: WD repeat-containing protein LWD1
Exons: 1
Coding region: 82-1122 (346 amino acids)
Cellular component (GO): nucleus
Molecular function (GO): protein binding
Source: RefSeq, a predicted model, not a curated record